AUGUCCAGCUCCGAUGUGGAAACUUCGUCUGGUCGGCCUUCUUUGCACACGCUGACAAAUGGCGUCCCAUCUCCCCUUCCUUCUAUCUCUUUUGGUCGUGACCACAUUAAUGAGGCCCUUUCCAAGUCUCCAGACAAGGGCGCAACCUUAGACCUGGCGAACAAGGGACUCACAGACGUCGGGGAGUAUGGUGCAGAAGAGCUCGCCACCAUUGAGGCAGAUAGCCCCGUUGUAAGAAUUGCUCUUGCUUACAACCGUCUCACGACCUUGCCUAUGGCAUUCGCUCUGCUCUCACAUCUUCGAUACCUGGUCUUGAAGAACAACAACUUUGCUGUUUUUCCCGAUGUAUUAACUGUCAUGCCUUCGCUGGAGAUCCUGGAUAUCAGCCGCAACAAGAUCAAACGAUUUCCUUCUCAGCCUGGUUCUCUGGUGAAAUUACGGGUAUUUUCGAUCUUCCGUAACAAAUUACAUAGGCUGCCAUCAUACCUCUGCGACUUCAAGGAAUUGACUUUAUUCAAGGUUGAACGAAAUCCUCUUGAAUGGCCCCCAAAACAUGUUCUGGAGUCCAACGAGAACUUGGAUGACCCUCGAACUAUGAGCAAGUGGAUAAGGUCCGUACAAACUUGGAUUGCGGAGAACGCCCCACCUAGUGAGCGCAAGAUGAGUGAAGACUCUCUCCAUCAUGAUCUCGAAGUUCAAGAAGUUUACGCUGAUGCAACAAUGGACAUGAGCUUCGAUCUCUCGCCACUUCCAACAGACGCGAUCUCGCCAAGAACGAACUCAUAUCAUACUCGUUCCAUUUCGCUCGAGUCAGAGCAUUCAACCUACUUCCAAUUGGAUGGUCCACCGUCUGGCGCGGGGCCAUCGAGUUUAACUCGGCCUGAUAUGCUGCCGCGCCUCCACCUUAGUCCGAUCCCACCAGGCGUAUCCAGUAGUACUUCCACUUCCCCUUCCCGAUCACCUCAGGAUUAUCCGGCAACUCCGGAUCAAACAGUCUCCACAAAUGAAAAUGCCGCUCGCAAGAGCAGUGCGCAUACUCGAAAUGUGUCGUUCGCUGACGGUGGUUACAAGUCUUCUCGUAGUGCCAAACUCGCCAAGAAAAGCUUGCCCGAUUUACGACCAGCGGUCUCACCACAGGGUACUAGUAGGGACGGUGGAGGUACAGCGUCACAACAUGUUAUACCAGCAGAGGCGAAUGGAUUAAGCAGCUCACGAAAUGCCACCGUAUUAAUUCAUGAUCCCCUCUCUGCGUCGCCCUUGUCAAUGGUAGAUCGAACUGCACCUUCCAUGGAUGUGGAACGCAAUUCUUAUUUCCGCCGGCUGUCUGCUCUCACACCAGCGAGUCUGGCCAAGACAAUCCCCAAUGAUUUGCUCGCGCUGGUUGAUGCCAUCCGCAGUAUUCUCUUUGCUUUGUCUCAGGUAUAUCAAGCCCUCCAAUACUACACCGUAUAUGCCAUCGAUGAGCGAUUAUCUGCGGUUCUAUUGAAGGUCCUUGAUCCAGCCAGCAUGUAUAUGACUCAACUGAUUCAAGCCCUUGACCGGUUUGACUCGAUGAGCAGGAUAUCUCUACCACCACCAUCUGUUUGCAGAGCAGUUGUUGAAGGCUGUCGCGACAACGUCGCCGUUUUCGGCAAAGUCGUCGGAGUCCUGGCUCUCCAACUGAAAGUUCUAGCAACACAUGACGACGUCCGCUACACGAGGCAAAUGCUGCUGGUUCUGUACGGUGCUAUGGCGGAGAUCUCCGGUGCGUGGCAGGCCAUAGGUGGACGCAUUGAAGCUGUCAAGCCCCUCCUCCGGGAGACCCGACCGUCACAUUUCACCAAAUCGCACACCGCACAACUGCAGACGUCUCGAGCGGCGACUGUCGCGCCCAGCAUGGACAUCUCCAGGCAGCCUUCAUCUGCUCCUCCCAUGUCGUCGUCAUCAUUCCUUCCCAUCCAGGAGCAGCCACGGAUUCAUCUGAGAUCCAAUACGCAAGGCUCCGUAGAUAUGGGAACAACCCGGGCCCGCCGCCAAGCUGGGUCGUUCAGUUCCAAGGAUGUGGAAAUAGGGAAGAUGCUCCCGUCGUAUGUGGAACCUCCCCCUCUCACGGCGGGCAUCUUGAAUGGCACAGGUGGACAGACACCAGUGCUACGGACCAUCAGACGGUUAGCCGUACCUCCCGAUUCUACUCCAUCGAGCAUCCCUUCGUUGUCUCCAGAUCAGGAAAAUCCACCUGCAGCGGCAGUUCCUGCAGCCCCCCCAGGCUGGGAUACGCAUUCCCGUCAGGGCUCGCAGAGUUCUAUUAUUGUCUCAUCUUCCUCUCCUGCCAUUAGUUUCAGAGAGGCUCCUUCCAGUGCCAGUACUCUGGUAGACAAGGAAGUCAUACAAGCUAUGAAGAUGGCUGUUGAGGCUGCUCCGGCGAUCUGGGAAAUGAUGGAUGAGAUUUUGCAUGAUGCCCAAGAGGCUAGAGAUGAUCUGAAGGAUACAUUACAGAGUGCGAGAGAAGUGACCGAACGAUUGAGAGAAAAUAUGGGCGCUAUACGGGAUGGUGCUCUAACUGUCGAAGGGCGACCUUUGCAUGACGACGCACAUAUAUUUAUCAAGAAUGUCAUCCAGUUGUCGAACGCUAUCAAGACGCAUGGCGCCGCCCAUCCACUAUCCUCGACGCUACGUACCAACAUGGUUAAGCUCACGAACGCCACACAAGAGUUCGUGAUCUUGCUACACGUGUCGUCCUUCUCUCCGGCAACGACUCCCAGGCCUUACUCGCCCAUGGUAGGAGUGAUGGCCCAGCCAAGCCCACUUGGUCUACCAGAAGACGGCAGGCUCGGCGCGAAUCUAUCUCGCAGUCGUAGCGCACUACGCGCCACCAACCUGAAGGUUGCGUCGACGCUGAAGAGACCACCGCACAGUGCGCUACCGCACCAGACGUUCACGAUUCCCAAUCCGCCACGCUUCGGAUCCAUGAGAGACGCUGUAGAGGACUCGCCAGCGGUCCAGGCGUGA
This is a messenger RNA of Sparassis crispa, 2988 nucleotides long. RefSeq lists its product with no specific name. Gene Ontology annotation, molecular function: protein binding. Lineage: Eukaryota; Fungi; Basidiomycota; Agaricomycetes; Polyporales; Sparassidaceae. The record is from RefSeq and is a predicted model, not a curated record. Bases 1 to 2988 code for a protein of 995 amino acids. The transcript has 7 exons.